Molecule: messenger RNA, 462 nt
Organism: Cetraspora pellucida
Lineage: Eukaryota; Fungi; Glomeromycota; Glomeromycetes; Diversisporales; Gigasporaceae
Source: the annotation of a GenBank genome assembly
CAAAACCUUAAAACCAACUGUUGUGGAUUUUUUAAUAGUAAUAAUGAUUAUAAAGUGUUUAAAAAUGAAGUUGAAGCUUUGCAUUUCACUUUUAAUAAAAAAAAAAUAGAAUUAGCAAUAGAAUCUGUUAAGCAAGCUGCAAAAAAAGCAUACAAAUGUUGGCAUCUUCAUAGACCUGAAAUUGAAUCCUUUCUAUAUCCAGCUUUAAUAAUACCAGCUACCGAUCCAGAAUUUUACAAGGUAUUCCUUGAAGCUGAAGAUGCAUUUCAUAAACUUCCAAAUGAUGCCUCUAUGCAAACAGAAUUUAUUGACCAUAUAUGCCAAACAAUUACAAAACCACUUUCAGAACCUCUAAAGGUUCCAAAGACAGCAGUACCAAAAAGUCAUCUAUCAGGAGUAAAGCAUGAAAAACUUAAAAGCAAAAAACAAGAAUUAGAGGCAAAAAAAAGCAAAAAUUGUUGA